Petromyzon marinus (sea lamprey) is the source of this 2655-nucleotide messenger RNA. Its product is annotated as procathepsin L-like. Gene Ontology annotation, molecular function: cysteine-type peptidase activity. Gene Ontology annotation, biological process: proteolysis. Lineage: Eukaryota; Metazoa; Chordata; Hyperoartia; Petromyzontiformes; Petromyzontidae. The record is from RefSeq and is a predicted model, not a curated record.
CACCAUCACAUGACCCCCCCCCACCCACCACAGCAUUCCUUGAGAGAAAACAGCCAAGAAGAAAGGGCUCUCUCAAGAGGAGCUCUCUCAAGAAGAGUUACAGCGAAGUGGCCCCCCUCGAGUUCCUCUGCCGCCACACUUCGCUCGUCCGCCUCCACAGAGGGAAUUGGCAGUGGGGAGCGAUCAGCAGUGGAGUCGCCAGGAGUGCACUGAUCAGCUUCCCUGCCACACGGAGCGGACACACGGAACGAGAGAGAGACAUCUGACCAUGCAGAGGACAGUCUGGAGCCGCGUGGCCGCUGUGUUUGCGUGCCUUGUGGCGCUGGUGGGCGCGUUGGCUGUGUCUCGCCCCGACCCUGCCCUGGAUGGGCACUGGGAGGCAUGGACGGUCUACUUCAAGAAGGCUUACACACAAACAGAUGGCAUCAAACGGCGGCUCAUAUGGGAGGAAAACAUGCGAUUUGUCGACAGACACAACUUGGAGCAUUCGUUGGGCCUGCACUCGUACACCCUGGGCAUGAACCACCUUGCGGACCUGACCGUGGAUGAAUUUCGCAAGACGAUGAACGGCUACAGGAGAGGCUCAAGAGAACGCCAUGAAGGCCACCACACAUCCACCUUCCUGGCUCCAGAGAAUUACGAAGUCCCCCAAAGUAUGGACUGGCGGGACCAAGGACUGGUCACACCUAUCAAGAACCAGGGCCAGUGCGGCUCCUGCUGGGCCUUCAGUUCGACGGGAGCGCUGGAGGGGCAGUGGAAGCGCCGCUCAGGUGAGCUGGUGCCGCUCAGCGAGCAAAACCUGCUCGACUGCUCGCGCCCCGAGGGCACGGAGGGCUGCGGCGGCGGCUGGAUGGACGACGCUUUCCAGUACGUCCUCGAUCAGGGCGGCAUCGACUCGGAGAGCGACUACCCCUACACGGCCACGGAUGUCGAUUCGUGCCACUACGACCCCUCAAGGAUGGUGGCGCGAAUAUCCGGCUUCGUGGACAUCCACAAGGGCAGCGAGAAGGACCUGAUCACGGCCGUGGCCUCGGUGGGACCUGUGUCAGUCGCAAUCGACGCAGGCCACCAAUCCUUCCAGCUCUAUGAGUCAGGCAUUUACUACGAGCCGGAGUGUAACUGCACCGAGCUGGACCACGCGGUGCUGGUGGUGGGCUUCGGGGUGAAAGGUCGCGGAGAAAAUGGGAAAAAGUUCUGGAUCGUCAAGAACAGCUGGAGCACCAGCUGGGGAGAUGAAGGUUACAUCCUAAUGGCUCGUGACCGAAAAAACAACUGUGGAAUUGCCUCGGCUGCCAGCUACCCACUGGUUUAGCUUAGCGGCGAGCACCCGGGGCCCUGGCACAACACCUCAAAGCUUUCUCGUAAAAAAAUAAUUGUUUGAUAUAUUCCCGUGUUUACGUCUCCUGUUCAUCAACCUUUAUUCAGGCCCGAAACAUUCCCUCCAAGACAAGUUGUCCCUUCGCCACAGCUAACAUGUGUUCUAGUCGACUUGUUUUGUUACAACUGUGACCCAGAGUUACGCGAGUAAAUACAACAAAAAAUAUUCCGCAAAUUGUGAAGUGAAAAUCCUGCCAGAUUAGGAGAUAUCUGCAGAAGUUGUUAAAAUGAAAACAAAAACUCGACACGUUCGUCAAUGACGCUGUGGCCUUAAAAAUAAAAAAGUAUAUAAUACGCACCAUUGCAGGCAAUGGCCCUUCUUCACAGAAAAUAGCGAGGCCAGAGAGAUAAGAGUGCGUGGAGAGAGGCUUCUCUGGCCUCUCAGUGCUCUGAAGAAGGGCCACUUGGCCAGAAGGGGCAAUUGGCCAACACGUCACCUAUUAUACACUUUUUCUUUUAAGUCCAAAGUGUUACGGGCGAAUGUGUCGAGUUGUUUUGUUAAUUGCACUUGUGCGGCAAUUCCAGCGUAAUAGAACCAAAGUGAUAAUGCAGGAAUGUUAUAUUCAUCACGUCCCUGGGUGGGGAGCGAGGGGUGAAGGGGCGGUGUCGCGGCCUGCACACCGCGCCACGAACCCGUUGGCCUGAGUGCGAUACGUGACGGCCGCCAACAUCAGUGGCGAGUGAUAUUCGAAACAGUCCCGAACCCUUUCACCAAGUUGCACUGACUAGCGUGGUGAAGUAUGGUCAAACAACCCCCAUGACCGACAUAGCGUGGGAAUGGCUUGCAUCCAGCAUCGAAUAUACAAAAGGGCUGGAAUUUUUACUGAUUCAAAUUCCUUGAUUAUUUUCCUGCACGAAAUAUAUGGGAUAAUUUUUUUUUAUUUAAAUGUGAUCGUUUAGUUCAGUGGUUCUCAACCUGAGGUGCACGCACCCCCCGGGGGUGCGAGAUGCCCUUUCUGAGAGUGAUGCAGGCUGCAGUAAAGGUUAAGAACCACUGGUUUAGUUGAAUUCAGCACACAAUGUAUUAAAAUCUGCACCAUAUUACACAAGUAUUGGAUUUUAAUGUUUGUUGUUCAUGUUUCAAAGUAACGCUGAUGUGACAAUCAGCUGAUUUGUCUUGGCAUCACUGAUGAGUGCUGGCACAUUCCGUGAUGGCUUUGCUUUGUCUGCUUGUCUUGCGAUUGAACCUCAUGCACGUGAUGUUUACCAUUUUAUAUUCUACUAUUGACAUAUUUGUGAAAUGCUCAACUUUAUAUCAAUAAAUGUAAACAAAUUCUU